This is a messenger RNA of Dentiscutata erythropus, 487 nucleotides long. NCBI's taxonomy places the organism in Eukaryota, Fungi, Glomeromycota, Glomeromycetes, Diversisporales, Gigasporaceae. The record is from the annotation of a GenBank genome assembly.
UGGACUGAGGGGACAACUUUUUGAAGCAUAUGCACAUAAAAUUCUAGUUAGAGGAAAUAAGGCGUACCGAGUUCGAAAUCUUGAAGAUGGGAAAGAGUCCCAGAAACAGUUCACAGCAUUCGAACAUGUUUUAUUUACACACCUCUCUAAUAUUGAUCAAACUAAACACGAAGGGAAAUAUUGUCAGCCAAUAUCAAAAACAUUCUGUGCUAUUGAUGCUUUCGUACUGGGCGUAUCUAAUUCAAUCAACAUGCUUUUUCAAAUGACAGUAUCAAGUAACCACCCGAUUAAGGUGCAUGGGUUGGAAAACGUUAUGAAUAUUGGAACAAGCCAUGGCUCUUAUGAGCUCUACUUUGUUGUUCCGCCUGAUGUAUGGGAUGAUUUCACCAAACAAAAUUAUAUUAAUCUAGAUGAUACUGAUAGAAAGAAACUAGGAUGCCUCUCCCAAAUAACUCAGUAUGUUUUGGAAAUGCCAUUAUACUUAUAA